CCUCAUCCCACCUCCCACCCACAGCACACGAGUCAAACUCGCCGGAGAAGAAGCAAAACCCGCCGGAGAUGUCGGGCCGCGGCAAGGGAGGCAAGGGGCUGGGCAAGGUCGGCGCCAAGCGCCGCCGGAAGGUGCUCCUGGACAACAUCCAGGGCAUCACCAAGCCGGCCAUCCGCCGCCUGGCGCGCCGCGGCGGCGUCAAGCGCUUCUCGGGCCUCAUCUACGACUACGAGGAGACCCGCGGCGUGCUCAAGGUCUUCUUCGAGAACCUCGAGAACCUCAUCCGCGACGCCGUCACCUACACCGAGCACGCAGGACGCAAGACAGUCACCACCAUGGCCGUCGUCCACGCGCUCAAGCGGCAGGGACUCACCAUGUACGGAUUCGGCGGCUAGGCGGUCAGAGUUUAGAAGCUAGGCCGCAUCUGUUUAGGGUUCAUGGUCUGCUGUUUAGGGUUCCUUGGUCUGUUGUCGAGUACUAGUUGCAGCGUCUCGCUGUUGUUCGCUCUUGGGUGACUGUUGAUUUGGUAGAAUGGAAUGCAAAUUUCACUAGUUUACCCUCUACUGCAAUCUCUUACAUCUGUUCAUAUGAGUAUGCAUGAUGUUGGGCUUCCAUGUUU
This is a messenger RNA of Lolium rigidum, 619 nucleotides long. RefSeq names its product histone H4-like. Bases 69 to 395 code for a protein of 108 amino acids. The record is from RefSeq and is a predicted model, not a curated record. Gene Ontology annotation, molecular function: structural constituent of chromatin; DNA binding; protein heterodimerization activity. Gene Ontology annotation, biological process: nucleosome assembly. The transcript has a single exon. Lineage: Eukaryota; Viridiplantae; Streptophyta; Magnoliopsida; Poales; Poaceae.